Messenger RNA from Cryptococcus wingfieldii CBS 7118, 531 nucleotides. RefSeq lists its product as hypothetical. The transcript is spliced from 4 exons. The record is from RefSeq and is a predicted model, not a curated record. Gene Ontology annotation, cellular component: mitochondrion. Gene Ontology annotation, biological process: mitochondrial respirasome assembly. The coding region runs from base 1 to 531 and encodes 176 amino acids. NCBI's taxonomy places the organism in Eukaryota, Fungi, Basidiomycota, Tremellomycetes, Tremellales, Cryptococcaceae.
AUGAGUCUUCCAGCAGCUCCCGACAGGCCCAGCUGGCCGUCAAUGGUUCUCCGCAAGUGCAAGGAGCAACCUGCCGUCCCACUCGGUGCUGGGGCUACUGUGGUCGCUUUGCUUGGUGCUACCUAUCACUUGCGAAGGGGAAACCGUAAUCGAUUCAACCAAUUCUUGAGGUGGCGUAUCUAUGCCCAAGGACUCACAGUCGCUGCUCUUAUGGUGUACGGUAUCAAUGAAAUGAAGGAGAGAGAGGCCGCUGGCAUAAUCGAACGUACACCCAACAACAAAAUUAUGGUCUACCCGCAAACCCCGCAACCAAGAAUCGUAGAUCAAGUCGAGCCCAUCGUCAUCAAGCCUUCUACCCCUUCAUCGCUGCCUGCCUCAUUAUCGACAGUCGUUGACUCGGAUGCGGAAGACAAGACUGCCAGUGCCUACCCGCUGAGGAAGGAGGAGAGGAUGAGUGUGUCCGACUUUGCCAAGAGGCUGAGAGCGGCUGAGGCUCUGCACAAGGAAGAAGAGGACGCGAAGAAAGCUUAA